AUGGAUGCGCCAAACCCAACUCCCGGUCUGCCUGCCCCCCAAAGCCAGUCAAUUCAGGCUGGCCAUCCCCAUACCACUUCGCAUAUACAACCGUCUUCAGCAACGACGCCAGAUGACACUAGGCACGGUGCCGACUCCAGGACCGGUGGAAGAAAUCGCAAAAAUAAACGAAAGGAUUUGGGAAGGAAGGCGUGGAGCCGUCUCCCCUCAGAUAAAAGGCAACGGAAUGAAAACGAGCAAGCCAAUAAACGUCGAAAAGCCGAAGAUGGCGAGGACAUCCCAAUAUACGCGACCCAGUUUUCAAAAGAGGACAUUGAAGCUGACCAAAGACGACCGAAACGUAAAGUUGCGGUGUUGCUUGGAUAUUCUGGAACUGGAUAUCAUGGCAUGCAGAUGAGUACAAAAGAACGUACUAUAGAAGGCGAAAUAUUCCCUGCUUUAGUUGCUGCGGGGGCCAUAUCCAAGGCAAAUGCAAUGGAUCCGAAGAAGUCAUCAUUCGUCCGAUGUGCAAGAACCGACAAGGGAGUCCACGCGGCAGGAAACGUAGUUUCGCUCAAACUCAUUAUUGAGGACCGAGACCUCGUACAAAAGGUGAACAGUAUACUCAGCCCUCAAAUCCGCAUAUGGGGCAUCGAACCGACAAGCAAGAGCUUUAGCUGCUACCAAUUCUGUGACUCAAGAAUGUAUGAAUAUUUAAUACCGACCCAUUGUUUUUUACCGCCCCAUCCUAGCACAUUUCUAGCAAAGAAAAUAUUAGAAGCUGCUGCCACCGAAAACGACAUGGAAGCGUACGAAAACAGACAAGAAGAAGUACUCUCAUAUUGGGAAGACGUCGACAAAGAAUUUAUUAAGCCUCUGUUAGAUACUCUGCCGGAAGAUACUCGAGCAAAAGUGCAGGAAGCUCUUUGCAUCCGUGAACGAAACUCCAGCAGCAAAAAGUCUGGAGAGAAUGAAAACCCUAGCGUGAACGCUUCAACGCUACCUGAAGCCAGUCAACCGCAGGAAUCAAACGCCGACAACCCUGAAUCAACCGAGACUGGAGAUAAGGCUAUUAGCAAUAUUAUCAAGACUGUCCGCGCAGCUUACUUCAAAGCAAAAAAAGCUUACCGGAUUCAUCCUACACGCCUCGCUCGUGUCCAGGAGGCGCUAGAUCAAUAUGUGGGAACCCGAAAUUUCCACAACUACACGAUACAGAAAACGUUUCGAGACCCUUCGGCCAAACGGGUAAUCAAAUCAUUCAAGAUCUCGAAGGACCCUAUAAUCAUCGACGGCGUCGAAUGGUUGAGCCUAAAAGUACAUGGUCAGAGUUUCAUGAUGCACCAGAUUAGAAAAAUGGUUGCUAUGGCGGCAUUGGUCGUCAGAUGCGGUACUGAUCUACAAAGGAUAGCCCAGAGCUAUGCAGCUCAAAAGGUCCCGAUUCCUAAGGCUCCUGGUCUCGGCCUGCUUCUUGAGCGACCGAUAUUUGAGACAUAUAAUAAAAAGGCUAAGGAUCUAGGUAGAGAUCCAAUUGACUUUAACAAAUACGAAGAGCAGAUGGAAGAAUUCAAAAAUAGAGAGAUAUACCAGCGGAUAUUCCGUGAGGAACAGGAGACGAAUGCUUUUGGUAACUUCUUCAACCAUAUAGACACAUUUCGCGAAGAUUGUUUUCUCUAUGUUACGUCCUCAGGAAUUCGGGAACCUCGAGCAGACAUGGUUACAACUGCCGAGACUGGUAAGGACAAGGAAGCUUUAGCGGAAGUUGAGUCAGAGUCUGAGGAUGAAGUUGUAAACGGCGGGGAAGAGGGCGGUUGA
Molecule: messenger RNA, 1791 nt
Organism: Ophidiomyces ophidiicola
Lineage: Eukaryota; Fungi; Ascomycota; Eurotiomycetes; Onygenales; Onygenaceae
Gene: PUS1
Product: tRNA pseudouridine synthase 1
Exons: 4
Coding region: 1-1791 (596 amino acids)
Biological process (GO): mRNA pseudouridine synthesis; tRNA pseudouridine synthesis
Cellular component (GO): nucleus
Molecular function (GO): pseudouridine synthase activity; RNA binding
Source: RefSeq, a predicted model, not a curated record